UACAGCACAAUGCUGGCUUGUUGGGAGGCCGGACCCUCAGACCGACCCACCUUCACUAACCUGGUGGAGACCCUGGGAGACCUGCUGCAAGCCCGCGUUCAGCAGGAAGGGAAGGAUUACAUUCCUCUAGGGUCUUUUAUGGCUGGAGAUACUGGUCGCAGCGUGACAUGCAAAGAAAACCCGCUUGCAGUCACAAACCUGAGUUACAUGAGGGGUAUGGCCACACUUCAGACAUUUGAGGAACUUCCCUGCGCGGAGCCAGACAGCCUGAAUGAUGAGCAGAGUGACAGCGGCAUGGUCCUGCCGUCCGAAGAGCUGAAGCACGUGACGUGGAAUAAAUGCACCAAGGGCGAGAAAUUUAGCAGGUAAUCUGUAAUCUCUCAGUGACUCGCCAUUUAACGUUAUGUCGUCUGUCACAAGAACACACAGUGAGGUUGCAAACAAUCAAAAAAUAUACUUGUGAUGUGAAGAAAACAGUUAAAGGGGACCUAUCAUGCAAAAUGCACUUUGUGAUGUCUUUUAUAAAUAUG
Molecule: messenger RNA, 530 nt
Organism: Notothenia coriiceps (black rockcod)
Lineage: Eukaryota; Metazoa; Chordata; Actinopteri; Perciformes; Nototheniidae
Product: vascular endothelial growth factor receptor 1-like
Exons: 4
Coding region: 10-369 (119 amino acids)
Source: RefSeq, a predicted model, not a curated record